GUGCGGGGCCGGGCUCCGGUACCCGGGGUGCGGCAGGCACCGGCAUCGCGGGGACCCGGGGCACGGGCAUCCCGGGGAGAGGCGGGGACCCGGGGCACGGGCAUCCCGGGGCGCGGCGAGGACCGUGAGAUCGGCAACCCAGGGAACUGCAGGGAGCGGGGCGCAGGCAUUCCCGGGUACCGGCAUCCCCGGGCACCGCGGGGAUGAGCACCCUGGGGCGCGGUAGGCAGCGGGGGCACCGGCAUCCCGGGGUGAGAGGGCAACCGGAGCAGCGGUAUGCGGGGCUGAGCAGGGACGGGGGCAGCGGCACACCGGCAUGAGCUGGGAAGCGAGGCACCGACAUCCCGGGAUGAGCAGGAAGCCGCCGUGCCAGCACCCGCAUCCCGGGAUGCUGCUGGGAUCCCGGGCACAGGGAUAUUCCUUCCCAUGCCUCUGCAGGCGGGUGUAGGGGAGUCUCCUCUCCCCGAAGCCUUCCCCCCACGGUGGGGUGCAUCUCCCCCUCCCCAGGGAGCCGGGCAGGGCGCGGGGGUCCCCUGCGGAGAGAAGCACCCACUGCCUGGGACCUGGGAGCGGCGGCUGGCACAGGGCAGGGCACCAUCUGCAGCAGGCGCUGGGCUGCCCGCUCGCAGUAGAAGCCGGAGCUGUUGGUGAUCACCCCCUUCUGCACCCCGAAGAGAGCAGGGAGUCCCCCCGUCAUCUGCAUCCCCAGCCCUGGGCGUUUCAGUGGCCUCUCAGUGUACAGCAGCAGGUUAUCCUCUGCCUGCGGGGAGCAGCCAGCACUGGGAAUCCCCCUUCCAUCCUCCCCGCUGCCCGCCUGGCAAACCUCCCCCACCGCCAAAGGAAAGGCUUGGUCCUGAGCAUCUUCAGGCCGAUGGGUACAGGGACAUUCAGCGAUGGGGACGGGACUCCGCACGAGCACUUUUUGUUGACCAGAAAGCAGGCAUCUCCCCCCCUAGUCCUGCCCCAGCGUAUGGCUGAUGAGGACAGCAUCCUGCAGGAGCUGGGAGAUCACCCAGCCCCACUGCCCCCCCAGAUACCCAGCAGGGGACCCCUAGCCCUACCCCAGCCCCAUGGGCAUCCCGCUCAGGACUUCCUCCAACACUUCGCAGCCACCAGCCCCGCACAACUGGGAUGUGCAGGGUCGCAAGCCGGGGGUGACAGGGCAUUUAGGACUGGGCUACAGGCAAAGGAUGAAGGGUUUCCUCCUUCUCUACGCAUUUCUAAUGGCUCCUUUGAGACAAGGCACACGACUCCCCACUGGGAAGCCUCGCUGAGCUUGCUGCUCUGACCUCCAGAUCUAGAUGUGAAAAUGUCCCCCAGGUCCCUCCCGGUCUGACAAACCUUUUACGCUGCAUUUCUCAGACACUGGAAAACACGCAGAGCCCGUUCCCUGCUUUGGUGAUCCCAGUAAACCCCAUGAGAUGUCCGGUGAGCAACGCAGGGCUGGAGUGCAAUGGGGUCUGCAGGGGAACCGGGAUUCCCCUGGGUGGGGGAGACCCACUUCAUGUCACUGAUGUGGUCACGGCCCCUGGUGGCUGCUGUCGGUCCGGACCGUCCUGUGAGGGGUCUGGUGGCAUCUCGGCAUCACCACGGGGAUUUCCUUCUCUCCCACUGCCUGUCUGUGGUCUCUGUCCCUGCAUCACCUAAAAGUUUGAAAACUUCACUGGAUGACACCAGGCAGAGAAGGUGGAACCAGCUCCCGCUCUGCUGAUCAUGGUCAACAAGACCUUAAAUUACUGGGGUCCUGGUUUUGAGGAGGACGUUAUCAACAUCAAUGUGGGGGGUCUGAGAAGGCGGCUCAGCUCCAGUGCCCUCUCCAAAUUCCCCGACACCCGCCUGGGACGCCUGCUCUCCUGCGACUCGGAGGAGUCCAUCCUGCAGCUCUGCGAUGACUACGACGUGAGUGCCAGGGAGUUCUACUUUGACCGAAACCCCGGCUUCUUCCUCUACGUGCUCCACUUCUACCAGACGGGGAAGCUGCACGUCAUGGAGGAGCUCUGCGUCUUCUCCUUCUGCCAGGAGAUCGAGUACUGGGGCAUCAACGAGUUCUUCCUGGACUCCUGCUGCAGCUACCGCUACCAUGAGCGCAAGCUGGAGAGCCGGCAUCACAACUGGGAUGAGGAGAGUGAGGUCAGCAGUGUGGACACGUCCCCUGAUGAGAUCUCUGAUAUCAACCAUGACCUGCUGCGCUACAGCACGCUGCGCUGUGGCAAUGUGCGCAAACGCCUCUGGCUCACCAUGGAGAACCCCGGCUACUCCAUCCCCAGCAAGCUCUUCAGCUUCGUGUCCAUCAGCGUGGUGCUGGUUUCCAUAGCCACCAUGUGCAUCCACAGCAUGCCUGAGUACCAGGAGGUGGACGAGAACGGCAACAUGCUCGAUGAACCCGUCCUGCACAAUCUGGAGUAUUUCUGCAUCUCCUGGUUCACCUUCGAAGUGUCUUCCCGCCUCCUGCUUUCCCCAAAUCCCAGAAAGUUCUUCAAGCACCCGUUGAACAUAAUUGACAUUGUCUCAGUGUUGCCCUUCUACUUCACCCUCUUGGUGGAUGUGACCAUGGGCAGUGACUCGGAGCUGGGCAACCUGGGCAAGGUGGUGCAGGUGUUUCGACUCAUGAGGAUAUUCCGGGUGCUGAAGCUGGCUCGGCACUCCACCGGACUGAGGUCUCUGGGGGCCACCUUGAAGCACAGCUACCGGGAGGUGGGGAUCCUGCUGCUCUACCUGGCUGUGGGGGUCUCCGUCUUCUCCGGCGUGGCCUACACCGCUGAGAAGGAGGAAGACGUUGGCUUCGACACCAUCCCGGCGUGCUGGUGGUGGGGCACGGUCAGCAUGACCACCGUGGGCUACGGCGACGUGGUUCCCGUCACGGUGGCAGGCAAGCUGGCCGCCUCGGGCUGCAUCCUGGGGGGCAUCCUGGUCGUGGCGCUGCCCAUCACCAUCAUCUUCAACAAGUUCUCCCACUUCUACCGCAAGCAGAAGGCGCUGGAGGCGGCCGUGAGGAACAGCGGGAAGAAAGACCCCGAGGACGUGGAGAGCAUUUCCAGCCGCGACCGAGACUCGGAGGCUCUGAGCGAGACCUCCCUGGGCAGAGGCAGCCCCGACCGCCGCGGUCUGACCCCCGGCGCCCACCCCACACCUUGACACCCACCAUGCAGCGGCACCGGGGCGCACGGGGGACCCCUCGCUCACCGCAAGCACGGCACGGCUGUGGCACCGGGACACGGCGGAGGAGCCGGGCUCUCCCCGUCUCGCACUGCACCUGGCGCCCCCCCUGCCCUGCCAAGGACAGGAGGGGUUGGAGAGGAUGCCCAGGGGGUGCCAGGUGCUUCCAGCCCCCUGGACGCAGCGGCCGGGUCCACCUGGACGUGUCUCAGCCUUCACCCGGCGAUGGCCCUGCUCCCCCGUGGCUGCACACGGAGGCUGCAGCACUGGACGUACCCCUGCCAGAAAAGGGGUGAGAAGAAAAAGAAAUAGAGGUGACCCCCGAUCAGGCACUGCCCCGGCUGCGUGAAGGGGGAUUUCCCAGUGGCACCCAGGGUCUAGGGUGAGGUUAAAUAGCCUGAGAGUGACGCAGCCCCCAACCAGGCUGGCUGCCUUUGCAGGUCCUGUGCCAGGUCGGCAUCAACUCCAGCCCCAACCUCGUCCUACCCCCAGCUGGAAACAGCCUCGAGAGGCUCAGCUGCCCCACUUGUCUUGGGGGAGAGGGGGCUGGAAACUAGUCUGCAUGGGAGGAGGUGUCGUGUCCAGCUCAGGGUGAGUCCCACUGUCCCCAGUCCCUGCAGUGGGACCAGCUGGACCUCACCUUCCUUCCGCUGCAGGUGGGAUUUAACCCCUGUCCUGUGCUGCUGCUGCUGGGACGCCCAGGGAUCAGGGGCUGGGACUGUGCCGGGUGUGUGGCACAGCUGGCAGCGCUGGGGGACACCUGCAGGGAAUUGCGGGGCAAAAAGGACCCUGUCCUCCGAGGCAGGAACAGCCAGAGGGGAUGAGCCUGGGGGCACCAGGGGGCCACCCCUGAUGGGGGUCUCCUCCCCAAGCCCUUCGCUCCACGGGGCUCCCAAGCCAUGGGGUGUUUGUUUGGGAGGAGCGUCUGGUCUCUGCGGCCGCUGGCACCCAGCCCCACGGCAGAGAGGAGGCAGAGUCCCUGCGAAGGGCUGCCAGGGAGCGGGCAUGGGGGGGAUGCUCCUGGGUGCAGAGAAACUGCCUCUGCCAUUGCUGUGUGUUCGUGAUUUCCACUGCGGGAAGAGCUGCCGGAGAGCCCAGGGGCUGCAGCAGCCCAUGAUGGGACGGAGGAGGUGACCAAAGCCAGCCAGGUUGCGUACUUGCCCCGGUCCCUCUCACCACAACCCCCAGCCCGGCUUCGCUCUGCCGCCUCGUCCCUCCCCACCCUGGGGCCAGGCAGGGGCAGGAGGGGGGUCACACCACCCCGGGCGUCACCGAAGUCCCUGCAGGAAGCCGAGCUCCCCGGGUGCCAAAGCACUCGCCUUCCCUCCGUCGCAGGGGGAGCACCCCCCACGUCCGCGGGAGAGCCGAGGCAGAGGGGACCUCGCGCUGCUCCUCGUCACCGCAGCCUCUGAGCACCCCGCAGCCGGGCAGGGAGGUCCGGCACUCCCACCCGGACACACGACCCGGCUGGGCACGUUCGGGGCUGCUCCCAGCACAGCGUUAAUUCCCUCUGGAGUUUUUCCCUUGGAUCCCCAGUUCUCUGUUUGGAAACCCGUGCAGCUCCUUGGCGUGCAGAGGAAUACACCCAGCACUGCCCGUUCCCAGCAGGAGAAAAGUGCGCCCUGCAGUCACCCCAUCGGCUCAAAAAUAGGCUGAUGGCUGCAGGAUGGCGGUGUUUGCCACCGGUUGUCCCGGCUGGCUUUCGGCACAGCCGCAGCUGCCGGCUCUGGCUCUGCCUGUAGCGACCUGCUGGUCACGGGGAAGGAAAGACAAACCAACGCCGGUGCGGGUCCAGCCUUUCUGAACCCCCGUGGGACGCGGGGAGGGGUCCCCAGGGAACGGCGGUGUGGGGUGGGAGGGUGUUCAAGCCCCCGGCAGCAUUGAGUCUUCCAGUAUCGACGGUUUGUGUCCGCUCUGUGCUCCUUCUUACCGCGAGCAGGGACCGGCCAGCUCCAUCGCCUGCCCCGGCCAGCUCCCGCUGCACUGUUACUUGAAUAAAGGAAGGAGUUUCCCCUUCUCUCCAUAAAUAUUCCAGUAGCAAAGUAUAUUAAAAUGUGAAGACUGAAUUACAUGUAUUAAUUAAAAAGCAUUAUGCAAAUAAUUAAAAGAGCAUGUAAAUGAAUUUUCUAUCUAUGCAUGGGAUGCAUACUGUAUAUUUUAUUAAAGACCUCAGUG
Messenger RNA from Chroicocephalus ridibundus (black-headed gull), 5331 nucleotides. RefSeq names its product potassium voltage-gated channel modifier subfamily S member 1 (gene KCNS1). NCBI's taxonomy places the organism in Eukaryota, Metazoa, Chordata, Aves, Charadriiformes, Laridae. The transcript has 4 exons. Bases 1714 to 3135 code for a protein of 473 amino acids. Gene Ontology annotation, molecular function: delayed rectifier potassium channel activity; protein binding. Gene Ontology annotation, cellular component: voltage-gated potassium channel complex; membrane. The record is from RefSeq and is a predicted model, not a curated record. Gene Ontology annotation, biological process: protein homooligomerization; potassium ion transmembrane transport; regulation of delayed rectifier potassium channel activity.